CAAAAACCUCAGUUUUUUCUUCACGAAAAUGGCUUCACUUUCUCUCAAAACCAAAUUUUUUCUCCAUCCAAACAACACUUCUAUCCAUUUUCACCCACAAAACAAGCUUCAAAGCAUCAACUUUCCAAAGAAAGUAAAGCUAAAAAUCAAAGUAACAUGCUCGGCCGAAGACCAACAAUCACAACAACGACAAAAACAAAAACAACAAAAGCGAUUUAAGAAGAAGAGAAGUGUAAGUGAAGGAGAGAAAGGAGUUGACCCAGUUGGGUUCCUUACAAAACUCAACAUUACUCAUAAGCCCUUUGCUCAGUUUCUUCGAGAAAGGCACAAAGCACUAAAGGACCUGCAAGAUGAGAUUUUCAAACGGUUCCUCAAUUUGCAGGAGUUCUCAACUGGAUAUCAGAUACUGGGUAUGCAUCGUCAUGUGGAACAUCGUGUCGAUUAUAUGGAUUGGGCUCCAGGUGCUCGCUAUUGUGCAUUGGUUGGUGACUUCAAUGGAUGGUCACCAACAGAAAAUUGUGCUCGUGAAGGUCAUUUUGGCCAUGAUGAUUAUGGUUACUGGUUUAUCAUUCUUGAAGAUAAAUUAAGGGAAGGAGAGAAACCGGAUGAACUAUAUUUUCAGCAGUAUAACUAUGUGGAUGACUAUGACAAAGGUGAUAGUGGUGUUAGCAUUCACGAGAUCUUCAAGAAAGCAAAUGAUGAGUACUGGGAACCUGGAGAGGACCGUUUUGUAAAUCACCGUUUUGAACUGCCUGCAAAGUUAUAUGAGCAACUCUUUGGGCCUAAUGGUCCUCAAACAAUAGAGGAUUUAGGGGAAAUACCAGAUGCAGAAACAAGAUAUAAGGCAUGGAAAGAAGAACAUAAAGAUGAUCCACCAAGUAACCUACCUCCACUUGAUGUGAUUGAUAAAGGAAAAAAUUAUGAUAUAUACAGUAUUGAGAGUGAUCCUUUGUGGCAAGAGAAAUUUCGUUCUAAAGAGCCUCCCAUUCCAUACUGGUUGGAGGUACGUAAAGGAAGGAAGGCAUGGUUGAAGAAGUACACUCCAGCAAUUCCUCAUGGAAGCAAAUACAGGGUUUAUUUCAACACUCCUGAUGGGCCAUUGGAACGCGUACCUGCCUGGGCUACUUAUGUACAACCUGAUGCAGAAGGAAAACAAGCUUUUGCCAUCCACUGGGAACCACCCCCUGAAUGUGCAUACAAGUGGAGGAACACACACCCAAAAGUGCCAAAGUCCUUACGUAUAUAUGAAUGCCAUGUUGGAAUAAGUGGAUCAGAGCCCAAAAUAUCUUCAUUCAAUGAGUUUACAGAGAAGGUCCUUCCCCAUGUAAAGGAAUCUGGAUACAACGCAAUCCAGUUAAUUGGAGUUGUGGAACACAAAGAUUACUUCACUAUUGGUUAUAAAGUCACCAAUUUGUUUGCUGUCAGCAGUAGAUAUGGCACUCCUGAUGAUUUCAAGCGCCUGGUUGAUGAAGCACAUGGAUUGGGACUUCUGGUCUUCUUAGACAUUGUCCAUUCCUAUUCAGCUGCAGACCAAAUGGUUGGACUAUCAAUGUUUGAUGGAUCAAAUGACUGCUACUUCCAUUCUGGUAAGCGAGGUUUUCACAAAUACUGGGGAACCAGGAUGUUCAAAUAUGGCGAUAUUGAUGUGCUACAGUUUCUCCUUUCUAAUCUAAACUGGUGGGUUGAGGAAUAUCAGAUCGAUGGUUUUCAGUUCCAUUCACUCUCAUCAAUGAUGUAUACGCACAAUGGUUUUGCGUCCUUUACUGGUGAAUUGGAUGAUUAUUGUAAUUCUGUUGACAAGGAUGCAUUAUUAUAUCUCAUUUUGGCAAAUGAGAUACUGCAUGCUCUUCAUCCUAAUAUUGUAACUAUUGCUGAAGAUAGCACAUAUUAUCCUGGACUGUGCGAGCCAACUUCUCAAGGUGGACUGGGAUUUGAUUAUUUCGUCAAUCUUUCUGUGUCAGAUAUGUGGCAAUCUUUCCUUGAGAAUACUCCUGACCGUGAAUGGAGCAUGACCAAGAUUGUCAGCACAUUAGUGAGCAGUGGAAAGUAUUCAGAUAAGAUGCUUGUGUAUGCUGAAAAUCAUAACCAAUCCAUAUCUGGAGGGAAGUCGUUUGCAGAGAUAUUGUUUGGUGAAAUUACAGAGCAUUCUCCUGGCUCAAGUGAUUCAUUUCUUAGAGGGUGCUCACUACACAAAAUGAUCAGAUUGAUUACAUUUACAAUUGGCGGUCGUGCUUACCUUAACUUCAUGGGCAAUGAAUUUGGCCAUCCAAAGAGGGUUGAGUUCCCAAUGCCAAGCAACAACUUCUCAUUCUCACUUGCCAACCGUCGCUGGGAUUUGCUUGCAAAUGGAGGAGUAUAUGAGAAUUUAUACUCCUUUGAUAAGGAACUAAUGAAGUUGGAUGAAAAUGAAAGGGUGCUUUCAAGAGGUUUGCCAAACAUUCACCAUGAAUGAUACCAAGAUGGUAAUAUCUUACACAAGAGGUCCUCUUCUCUUUAUAUUCAACUUUCAUCCAUCAAUUCUUAUGAGAAAUACAAUGUCGGUGUUGAAGGCUGGAGAGUAUAA
Molecule: messenger RNA, 2563 nt
Organism: Pistacia vera
Lineage: Eukaryota; Viridiplantae; Streptophyta; Magnoliopsida; Sapindales; Anacardiaceae
Product: 1,4-alpha-glucan-branching enzyme 3, chloroplastic/amyloplastic
Exons: 18
Coding region: 29-2452 (807 amino acids)
Biological process (GO): glycogen biosynthetic process
Cellular component (GO): cytoplasm
Molecular function (GO): hydrolase activity, hydrolyzing O-glycosyl compounds; 1,4-alpha-glucan branching enzyme activity
Source: RefSeq, a predicted model, not a curated record